CAGAAGAUGAAAUAAAAAAACAAAAUAUUUUUAAUUGCACUGAUUUGAUUAGAGGUUUUCAGUUAAAAGGAACUUAAGGGUCCAAUGUUAAAUUUUUAAGUGUUUAGCUUUCGUUUUUAAUUUAUUUAUUAAAAUUUAUCUUGGGAAGUUCGUUCCGAAAUUUGAAAGUUUUGAUUUGUUUGAACCAUGGCCCCCGCUGGUAAACAUUCUGCAAAAUGGGAUGACUUGCGAAGCGAAUCCGAGUGCACAGAAUACACCGACAGUGCUCCAAACCGGGCGUAUGGCGAUAAAUCCCAAGAUCCUUUGCCGAAACAGCCACCAAUGCCCCAUUCAAUGGAAACUCACCGAGCUAAAAUGAACCAGAAAGCAGGGCAUAAGAUGCAUCUACGCCCUGCAGAACUUACGGAAACAAUGGUGUGCGUCUUAGCACGUCUUUAUCGGUUUAUGUUCUCGAUAAUGCUGGAAGGGAAUACAACGUGCCCAUUUUGUCGGGAAAGAGAAAAUACUAAGAAGAAGGAAGGUAAGAAGAAUGAUGAAUCCAAAACCGAGAAGGAUAAAGAAGUAGAAGAAAAAGGUAAAAAGGAGCCAGAGAAGCAGAGUAGUGAACACAUGGUGCAACAUUAUAAGGAAGAUAUAAGCAAAAUGGCGAGGAAGAAUGAUCCCGUCGCGAAUAUUCGUCAAAUUAAUAAUAUUAUCACAAGAGACCAUCAAAGGAAAGAUAUUUUAAAGAAAAAUGAAGAGAAGAAACAGGAUAUUUGUGAUGAAAAAAAACAUGAAAAAAUUAAACCUGUUCCCAUCAGCUACUCAAAAAGAAAGGAUCUGCAAGAUAAGCCAAAUGAAACAAUCGAACAUGCAGUACGUUGUAGAUUUUGCCAAGCCUUUGAAAAUAUUCGAGAUAAAAGAGAUACCCCUAUCAAAUAUUUGGGUGAUUCCCAUCAGAAGCAUAGGAAAUCUGCGACUUCAGGAUAUGUACGGAAGGUAGUGGAGGAUUCCGGUACUUCUGUCGACGACGAAUUCAAUAUUAAGGAAACAGUUGCGGUUGUUAGAAAGAACGAUAAAAUUAAGCCUCAACCAAUAAGUUAUACGGAUAGAAAGAGAUCGGAAAACCAAGCAUUCAAUAAAGUUAACCCUGAGUCACGAUGUCGAUUUUGUGAGUCAGUCAGCAACUUAAACCAGGGCAAGGAUCCUGGAAAAGUACACUCGGACCUAUUGAACAAGGACAAAAUAUCAAGACAAGAUGAAGAUGUGCGAAAAAGGACACAGGACUUACAAAGUGUCUCUGAAGAUGAAAAUAGCACUACAAAACAUAAUUUUGAAAAGGACCUGGUGAAACCUGUAAAUUAUUCGAAAUCAAAUAAACUGGAAGGGGCUCAGCCUAUUUCGCAUUGCCAUUUUUGUGAUUCAUCCGACGAUGUUAAAAGUAGAAAGGAGACUGGAUCAGCAUUCGUUCAGCCUGUGAAUCAAAAGCACAAGGUUUGUUCAAACCAGUCUUCAGUGGGUCAGUUGCUGAAGAGCGAUAACGACUCAGAUGCCUUUGUUCCCUAUAAAGAAUCUUUAAUGAACGUUGAAUUGUUGAGUGUCCGCGAAUCCAUGUACGAAAGCAGGACUGGACAGCAAAGUCAUCAGGAUAUGAAAAAAAAAAUGGGGAGUAAUGAACGAAAAAGAUACCUUUCAGGGCAAGAACAAUUUCCAUGUACACUAAACGUCAACGAGGGAGUCGAUAAAAACUUCAUGAAAAGAGAUUUUGCAGCGGAACAACUGGAGAAGAAAACGUUAAGAACAUUUUCCCGAGCUCAGUUGGAGCAAAUAAAGAAUGUUUCGCCAACAAGAGCGGCAUUCAAUAAAAACGAGAAACCAAUGAAGGCGAAGUUAGCGGGAGACGGAGCUAAUCCUGACACGGAUGCAAGUCGGUGUUUCGCAGGCGCUGCUGUAUAUGAAAGUGAACUUCUGCCGGUCGGUUACGAUGAAGUUUGCGAAGAAUAUUUGGGUACUUCGGUCCAGAAUAACUACUUCAGUUACCAAACGACCCGUGGAAACUUCUUGGAUUACCAACCCAAGGGAUGUUUUUAUAAUGAAAACAUUUAUGGGCAUGAUUUCCAAGCUAAGUCAUUCGGAAGUUAUAACUGGAGCUGAAGAUUGGGGUAUUGGAACAAAUAAAUUACUUUCUGGGAUGAAAGAAUGUGUCCAGCGAGAUUCGUAUUGUGUGGCUUUUAAAUUUUCAAUUUCAUUUGAAGAAUAUUUUUUUUAAAUACUUGAAUUGUAACGAUGGUCUACAUUUUACAUUUUAAUAUGGACUUGAUUUAAAUCUAAAUGUUUAAU
This is a messenger RNA of Hermetia illucens (black soldier fly), 2319 nucleotides long. RefSeq lists its product as uncharacterized. The record is from RefSeq and is a predicted model, not a curated record. Lineage: Eukaryota; Metazoa; Arthropoda; Insecta; Diptera; Stratiomyidae. The transcript is spliced from 20 exons. The coding region runs from base 187 to 2133 and encodes 648 amino acids.